Messenger RNA from Mus musculus (house mouse), 10598 nucleotides. It is a transcript of the gene Cdc42bpb, whose product is annotated as CDC42 binding protein kinase beta. Gene Ontology annotation, biological process: cell migration; actomyosin structure organization. The coding region runs from base 4281 to 9473 and encodes 1730 amino acids. The record is from RefSeq and is a predicted model, not a curated record. NCBI's taxonomy places the organism in Eukaryota, Metazoa, Chordata, Mammalia, Rodentia, Muridae. Gene Ontology annotation, cellular component: cytoplasm; anchoring junction; plasma membrane. Gene Ontology annotation, molecular function: protein serine/threonine kinase activity; protein kinase activity; ATP binding. The transcript has 38 exons.
GAACGUGGCUCUCUCCUCUCCCUUUCUCUGCCUUCUGGUCUCCGGAUGUAAAGGUUUGUUUUUGGUUUUUGGUUUUUUUUCCUCUCUGCUCUAUGACAUUGCCACAACAUUCUGCUUCAGCACAGGCCUAGAAACGAGAGUCAUGUGGUCACAGAAUACAGUUUCUGCAACUCGGAGCUAUUUUCCCCACAAUGACAGAAAGCUGACAAUACAGCAAACACCAGCCUUCUGGGGAUCCCACCCAGUGUCUGUCAGCUAUGGGGUCAUCUAGCCUGGCUUUUGGGAGACAUUAUCUUUUUGUCUUCGUGCGCCCCAGAUACUAUUCCUCUAACCUUCCCAGUCUCUUUCCCUGGUCCUGGACGUUUUCUUCCAGCAUGAGUUCUGCUAGUGGGCUGCUAGCCUCCUGAGGGGACUCUGCAGAGUAUCCCUGCUCUGCUGUGCUGCCCAGUGCAAUGUGGCUGUCUUCCUGCUUGGGGGGGGGGGCUCCCUGCUUCCCGGGCUCCUUCUCUUCUCUGGCUGACUGGGCAAGACCAUUCAUCUCUGGCCAAUUGUAUGUCAGAGAGUCACUGCCAUGUUCUGGCUAUUUCCAUGGUGACAGAAUUACUUAUUUCAUGUAUCCGGUCUAUGUUUUUCUCAGGUAGAAGACUGAUUUUUGUCACUCCUUGAUUUGUUGUUGUUAUUGUUUGUUUCAAACAGGGUCUCACAUAUUUUUUCUUUGAACAAACAGCAAAGGAGGAACUUGAAUUUCCGAUCCUAUUGCCUUUGCUCCAGAGCUGGGGUUAUGGGAUUAUAGGCCUGUGCCACCAUGUCCGAUUUUAUACAGUGCCACGGACAGAAACUCAUGUUAGACACUCUACCAACUAAACCACAUCUCCCCUCCCCAAGACCUUUUUUUUUUUUGGUUUUCCGAGACAGGGUUUCUCUGUAUAGCCCUGGCUGUCCUGGAACUCACUCUGUAGACCAGGCUGGCCUCGAACUCAGAAAUCCACUUGCCUCUGCCUCCCGAAUGCUGGGAUUAAAGGUGUGCGCCACCAUUCAUUCAUUCUCUCUCUCUCUCUCUCUCUCUCUCUCUCUCUCUCUCUCUCUCUCUCUCUCUCUCUCGACAGGAUUUCUCUGUAUAGCUCUGGCUGUCCUGGAACUCACUCUGUAGACCAGGCUGGCCUCGAACUCAGAAAUCCGCCUGCCUCUGCCUCCCAAGUGCUGGGAUUAAAGGCAUGCGCCACCACGCCCGGCUUCCCCAAGACCUUUUGAGCCAGGGUCUCACUCUGUAGCCCAAGCUAGCCUAGAACUCCCAGCCACCUUCUUGCCAUAGUCUACUGAGUGUUGGAAUUAAGGUGUGAACUAUCACGGCCCAUUCCAUCUUGCCUGGAAGCAUAAAUUUGGAUGUUUUUUAAACAUCAGUUAGAUCAAGUAAAUUCUCUUGUGUCUAUUAAUCCUUUGUGUUUUCUUUCUGCAUAGUUUAUUGUCCCGAAUAUUUGUUCCUUUCUCUUUGGGAUUAUCGCCUGUUGUUCUUAGUGAUUUGAAAGGAUACUUUCAGGCUCAGACUGCAAGUUUCGUUCUCACACUGAUUUAAAGAGAAAUGGAAACUUUGUUUCCCCUAGUCAGACCUCUCUUUCUCCAACAGGGGUUGAGGCUGUUAAGUCUGAAAUCCCACCAUCACGGCUUCUGCUGUGAAGCAAGAGUUGGCAAACUGCAGCCCUAUAAACCCCUGGCUUCUGUAAAUAAAGUUGCACUGGCACAGAGCCACCCUCAUUUGUUUAGACAUCAUCUAUGCAGAUGUGGAAUUCUCAGGAUCUGAGGGCUAAUCCCUCCAGACUGCCUAGGUAGAUUAUCAACCUGUCCCCAACUCUGGACCAAGUCUUUGCUUGUGGCUUGAAGUGACUGUGUUGUGAACAUUUUGAGGUGUUGGGAUAGGCUAGCUUGGAGUAGGGUUGGCGUGUUGAUCUAAAAGCUGUUUACUGUAAGGACAUGGUGGGCUCUCAUGGAUGCCAUACAUAGAAGAUACAUAGCUAGGCUUCCUCAGGCAAGAGCCAGCACCCAAGCCUCUCACCCUUCAACUUGUUGGUCACAGACUUUCUGUUUUCUAAAAUAUUAGCCCUCAUGCUCCAAAAGCAGGCACCAAAGUAAAAGUAGUUAUGAACAGGGCAAGUGAGCAAAGGGCUUCCCGGGUGGCAACUCAAAUCCUUUCCCAAACUGACUAAAAUGCACAAGAGGAAAUUGACUACAGAAAGCUUUCUUUCUUUCUUUCUUUCUUUCUUUCUUUCUUUCUUUCUUUCUUUCUUUCUUUCUUUCUUUCUCAGAGACAGGGUUUUCUCUGUAUAGCCUUGGCUGUCCUGGAACUCACUUUGUAAACCAGGCUGGCCUCGAACUCAGAGAUCCGCCUGCCUCUGCCUCCCGAGUGCUGAGAUUAAAGGCAUGUGCCACCACGCAAGUAUACUCACUGUUUCAAGUUCAAAGGAAGCUUACAGAGUACACCUGGGUCUGAUCUGUCCCAGGGGUGGACGGCGUCCUAAAAGGCAGUGCGGAAACAGAUCUGGGAUGAGCAGACGCACUGAAGGCAGUUGGGUUGGGCACCUCAGACUGGUACCGGGGUGCAAGGGCAAAGUCCUAAUUUGGAGGGAUUAAAUAGUCCAGCAGCAUGCAAUCAGAGAAGGGACUCAGAGUUGUCCGUUGGGAGUGGCUGGAAGUGUGACAGGGCCAGCCAAAGAAGACACUCUCGUGGGCAAGCUUACGGGACAAAGAAAAAGCAAGAGGGCUGUCAAGGAAAAAAAAAUGCAGUUGGCUGCUCAGACUUUAGUUUUGGGUAGGAUGAUUCUCUUGGGCUUUAAUUUUUAAGUUUAAACAACUGGGCAUCACACACAUGCAGUAACUCGUGAAUAUACUUUAUAUGUGUAUAGAUUCCUUCACAAUAAUAAAGAUCUGACAAGGGUUCGCUCUAUCCAACCUACAAUACCGGGCUAUUUUGCCUGCGUCUUAAAAACUAAGUUAGAUACACACACAUACUGACGCGCGUGAAUUUUGAGGGCAGUUUGGAGGCUUAUGUGUGUGCUUCGUAACCCCAACCAAGUCAUACAUCAUUCCCAGCAGGCAGGGACUCUUCAGUCGCUUCCUGCUGGAGUCGCCAUUCGGCUUUCCACCCUGCGCUUUGCCUCAGGCUCCUCUCAGCUUCCGGCUUCCAAACCCCACCUGCCCCGCCUCUGCUGCACCACAAGCCCCCAUUCUUUUGAAGCAACCUUGGGGUCCACAAAGGGCUCCUCCUCUGCGGAGGUUGGGGAUGUCAUAAGGGAUGUUUUACAUCAACCUUCUGAGCCGUCCAACUGAGUGAAAGCGGCGACUCGCCUGGAGACAACAGUCUACUCCCCACCAGGUCGACACCCUAAUAAUCAGUCACGGGGUAGACUCUGAACCGAUGAGACAGGGCACUGCGCAUCCCCAGCGGCGCGUGCCCAGUGGGGAGCGCGCGUCCAGCGGACCCCGGAGCCUCCCGGCAGGUGCCCCGCCCGCGUCUCCCGUGCGCACUGGGACCCAGAGCACUGUCGGUUCACAGCUCAGACGAGCUCAACCGAAACCCAGCAGUAAUGACCCGGGGGUCGCGCCGGACAGCUGCCUCGCUAGGCCACGAGGGUCGGUCCCGAGGAUCGGGAACAGAGCCGAACUAUGGGACCCAGGGCGCACACAGCGCGGCUGGGCGCCCCGCCCGCGCUCCUGUGCGCGUGCGCCACCCGCAAUCUCGGUUUCGCACUGGGUACCCCGCCCCACACCGUCCCUACGGCGAACCGCGAGGCCCAAAGAGCGGAGGAUCGCCGCGGGCCGAGGGCGGGGCGUCGCGCUGAGGUCAGCGCGGCGGCGAUCGGCCCCGCGGUGGUUGGCUGCGCCGCGCUGGCCGCGCCCUGGUUGGCUUGCAGGUCGCGGGCUGGGCGGCUGGCCGGGCUGAGGUCGGGGCUCGGGCGCCGGCCGGGUGUACGCGGUGCUGGGCUCCGCCGCGGUCCGGGUCGGUGACGGCGCGCGCGAGGGCGCGGCCAGGCGCCGAGGGCGGGGACGGCGUGCGGGCGGCGCCUAGGGGAGGAGACCGGCCCAUGGACCCGCGGGGCCCGGUGCCCCAGACUCGGUGCCGCCGGGACGGAGCCCAAGAUGUCGGCCUAGGCCGGGCUGCGACGACAAGGACUGUGCGGCUACUGGACGCCGGGGUGCGCGGCCGCCGGGCCGGGGAGUGCUGGCUCUGACGCCGGGGCGCACGGACGGAGAGAGGCCGGCGCGUGGGGAGCGGGCCGCGCGGCACCAUGUCGGCCAAGGUGCGGCUCAAGAAGCUGGAGCAGCUGCUCCUGGACGGGCCGUGGCGCAACGAUAGCGCCCUGAGCGUGGAGACGCUGCUGGACGUGCUGGUGUGCCUUUACACCGAGUGCAGCCACUCGGCGCUGCGCCGCGACAAGUAUGUGGCGGAGUUCCUCGAGUGGGCCAAGCCUUUCACCCAGCUCGUGAAGGACAUGCAGCUUCAUCGAGAAGACUUCGAGAUCAUCAAAGUGAUCGGGAGAGGAGCCUUUGGUGAGGUUGCUGUUGUCAAAAUGAAGAACACUGAACGAAUUUAUGCAAUGAAAAUUCUCAACAAAUGGGAAAUGCUAAAGAGAGCAGAGACAGCUUGCUUUCGAGAAGAGCGUGACGUGCUGGUGAACGGCGACUGCCAGUGGAUCACGGCUCUGCACUAUGCCUUUCAGGAUGAGAACUACCUGUACUUGGUCAUGGAUUACUAUGUAGGUGGUGAUCUGCUGACCCUGCUGAGUAAGUUUGAAGACAAGCUUCCGGAAGACAUGGCGAGGUUCUACAUUGGCGAGAUGGUGUUGGCCAUUGACUCGAUCCACCAGCUCCACUAUGUGCACAGAGACAUCAAGCCCGACAACGUCCUUCUAGAUGUGAACGGUCACAUCCGCCUGGCUGACUUUGGCUCGUGCUUGAAGAUGAACGAUGAUGGCACUGUUCAGUCUUCCGUGGCCGUGGGCACACCUGACUACAUCUCACCAGAGAUCCUGCAGGCCAUGGAGGAUGGCAUGGGCAAAUACGGGCCCGAGUGUGACUGGUGGUCGCUGGGCGUCUGCAUGUAUGAGAUGCUAUACGGAGAAACCCCGUUCUACGCAGAGUCUCUGGUGGAGACAUACGGGAAGAUCAUGAACCACGAGGAGCGGUUUCAGUUCCCAUCCCAUGUCACCGAUGUCUCUGAAGAAGCAAAAGACCUUAUCCAGAGACUAAUAUGCAGCAGAGAGCGCCGACUUGGGCAGAAUGGAAUAGAAGACUUUAAGAAACACGCAUUCUUUGAAGGUCUGAAUUGGGAGAAUAUACGAAACCUUGAAGCGCCCUACAUUCCCGAUGUGAGCAGCCCUUCGGACACGUCCAACUUCGAUGUGGACGACGACAUGCUGAGAAACAUUGAAAUCUUACCUCCCGGCUCUCACACGGGCUUCUCGGGACUGCAUUUGCCCUUCAUCGGUUUCACAUUCACGACGGAAAGCUGCUUUUCUGACCGGGGCUCUCUGAAGAGCAUGACUCAGUCUAACACGCUAACCAAAGACGAAGAUGUGCAGCGGGACUUGGAGAACAGCUUGCAGAUCGAAGCGUACGAGCGAAGGAUACGGAGGCUGGAGCAGGAGAAGCUGGAGCUCAGCCGGAAGCUGCAAGAAUCCACCCAGACUGUGCAGUCCCUUCACGGUUCCACACGGGCCCUGGGCAACUCAAACCGCGACAAGGAAAUCAAGAGGCUGAAUGAAGAGCUUGAACGCAUGAAGAGUAAAAUGGCAGAUUCAAACAGGCUCGAACGCCAGCUGGAGGACACAGUGACACUUCGCCAGGAGCAUGAGGACUCCACACACCGGCUGAAGGGCCUCGAGAAGCAGUACCGCCUGGCCCGGCAGGAGAAGGAAGAAUUGCACAAGCAAUUGGUUGAGGCUUCAGAGCGAUUGAAAUCCCAGACCAAAGAACUUAAAGACGCGCAUCAGCAGCGAAAACGGGCCCUGCAGGAGUUCUCAGAGCUCAAUGAGCGCAUGUCGGAGCUCAGGUCGCUGAAGCAGAAGGUGUCCCGUCAGCUCCGGGACAAGGAGGAGGAGAUGGAGGUGGCCAUGCAGAAGAUCGACUCCAUGCGGCAGGACCUCCGCAAGUCUGAGAAGUCCAGGAAAGAGCUGGAAGCUCGGCUUGAGGACGCAGCUGCCGAGGCCUCUAAGGAGCGGAAGCUCCGAGAACACAGCGAGAGCUUCUGUAAGCAGAUGGAGCGCGAGCUCGAGGCCCUCAAGGUAAAGCAAGGAGGCCGGGGGCCAGGGGCCGCGUCGGAACAUCAGCAGGAGAUCUCCAAAAUCAGGUCGGAGCUCGAGAAGAAAGUCUUGUUCUACGAGGAGGAGCUGGUGCGCCGAGAGGCCUCCCACGUGCUAGAAGUAAAGAACGUGAAGAAGGAAGUCCACGACUCCGAAAGCCACCAGUUGGCCCUGCAGAAAGAGGUCCUGAUGCUGAAAGACAAGUUAGAAAAGUCAAAGCGAGAACGGCACAGUGAGAUGGAGGAGGCCAUAGGCACCGUGAAGGACAAGUACGAACGGGAGAGGGCCAUGCUGUUCGAUGAGAACAAGAAGUUAACAGCAGAAAACGAAAAGCUUUGUUCCUUUGUGGAUAAACUAACAGCCCAAAACAGACAGCUGGAAGAUGAGCUGCAGGAUCUGGCAUCCAAGAAGGAGUCAGUUGCGCACUGGGAGGCGCAGAUCGCAGAGAUCAUUCAGUGGGUCAGCGAUGAGAAAGAUGCCAGAGGCUACCUUCAAGCCCUUGCUUCUAAGAUGACCGAAGAGCUUGAGACCUUGCGAAGUUCUAGUUUGGGAUCCAGGACACUGGAUCCACUCUGGAAAGUUCGUCGGAGUCAGAAGCUGGACAUGUCUGCACGGCUGGAAUUGCAGUCUGCUCUUGAGGCCGAGAUCCGUGCCAAACAGCUCGUUCAGGAGGAGCUGAGGAAGGUCAAAGACAGCAGCCUGGCCUUCGAAAGCAAACUGAAGGAAUCGGAAGCGAAAAACAGGGAAUUGUUAGAAGAAAUGCAAAGUCUGAGGAAGAGGAUGGAAGAGAAGUUUAGAGCGGAUACAGGGCUCAAACUUCCAGAUUUCCAGGAUUCUAUCUUUGAGUAUUUCAACACUGCUCCUCUUGCACAUGAUCUGACUUUUAGAGACUCGCUCUCUUCCUCAUCUGCAUCUUCUCUGCUAGCCUUGUGGGAGGACACCAGCUCAGCUAGUGACCAGGAAACACAGGCUUCAAAGAUGGACUUGUCCCCAUCAGUGUCUGUAGCCACGAGCACAGAGCAGCAGGAGGAUAUGGCUCGGCCACAGCAGAGGCCGUCUCCUGUGCCACUGCCCAGCACGCAGGCCCUCGCCAUGGCUGGACCGAAGCCCAAAGCCCACCAGUUCAGCAUCAAGUCCUUCCCUAGCCCCACCCAGUGCAGCCACUGCACGUCCUUGAUGGUCGGACUGAUCCGACAGGGCUACGCCUGUGAGGUCUGUGCAUUUUCCUGCCAUGUGUCCUGCAAAGACAGCGCUCCCCAGGUGUGCCCCAUACCUCCUGAGCAGUCCAAGAGGCCUCUUGGCGUAGACGUGCAGAGGGGCAUAGGCACGGCCUACAAGGGCUACGUCAAGGUCCCAAAGCCCACAGGCGUGAAGAAAGGAUGGCAGAGGGCUUACGCCGUGGUCUGUGACUGCAAACUCUUCCUGUACGACCUGCCAGAAGGGAAGUCGACCCAGCCCGGUGUCGUUGCCAGUCAAGUCUUGGACCUCAGAGAUGAGGAGUUUGCUGUGAGUUCAGUCCUGGCCUCAGAUGUUAUCCAUGCUACACGCCGAGACAUUCCGUGCAUAUUCAGGGUGACGGCCUCUCUCUUAGGUUCGCCUUCUAAGACCAGCUCACUGCUCAUCCUGACGGAGAACGAGAAUGAAAAGAGGAAGUGGGUAGGGAUCCUUGAAGGGCUGCAGGCCAUCUUGCAUAAGAACCGGCUGAAGAGCCAGGUAGUGCACGUCGCACAGGAGGCCUACGACAGCUCGCUGCCGCUCAUCAAGGCCGUCCUGGCUGCUGCUAUCGUGGAUGGAGACAGGAUUGCGGUCGGCCUGGAAGAAGGGCUCUACGUCAUUGAGCUCACCCGAGACGUGAUCGUCCGCGCUGCUGACUGCAAGAAGGUGUACCAGAUCGAGCUGGCGCCCAAGGAGAAGAUCGCCAUCCUCCUGUGUGGCCGGAACCACCAUGUGCACCUCUACCCCUGGUCCUCCUUCGACGGAGCAGAAGCGAGCAACUUUGACAUCAAGCUCCCGGAAACAAAGGGCUGCCAGCUCAUAGCGACAGGGACGCUGAGGAAGAGCUCGUCCACCUGCCUGUUUGUCGCUGUGAAGCGACUAAUCCUUUGCUACGAGAUCCAGAGAACUAAGCCUUUCCACAGGAAGUUCAGUGAGCUGGUGGCUCCGGGACACGUGCAGUGGAUGGCCGUGUUCAAGGACAGGCUCUGUGUUGGCUACCCCUCUGGGUUCUCUCUGUUGAGCAUCCAGGGGGACGGGCCGCCUCUCGACCUGGUAAAUCCCACUGACCCCUCGCUCGCGUUCCUCUCACAGCAGUCUUUCGAUGCCCUCUGUGCUGUGGAGCUCAAAAGUGAGGAGUACCUGCUUUGCUUCAGCCACAUGGGACUGUACGUGGACCCUCAAGGUCGGAGGUCACGCAUGCAGGAGCUCAUGUGGCCUGCGGCUCCUGUCGCCUGUAGUUGCAGCCCCACCCAUGUCACAGUGUACAGCGAAUACGGGGUGGAUGUCUUCGACGUGCGCACCAUGGAGUGGGUUCAGACCAUCGGCCUGCGGAGGAUAAGACCUCUGAACUCUGAUGGCAGCCUCAACCUGCUGGGCUGUGAGCCCCCUCGCCUCAUCUACUUCAAAAACAAGUUCUCAGGAACAAUCCUCAAUGUGCCCGACACCUCGGACAACAGCAAGAAGCAGAUGCUGAGGACACGGAGCAAACGACGUUUUGUCUUCAAGGUUCCCGAGGAAGAGCGGCUACAGCAGCGGCGAGAGAUGCUCAGAGACCCCGAACUGCGAUCCAAAAUGAUAUCCAACCCAACCAACUUCAACCACGUGGCUCACAUGGGUCCUGGGGAUGGCAUGCAGGUGCUCAUGGACCUGCCUCUGAGUGCUGCACCCACUGUCCAGGAGGAGAAGCAGGGCCCUACCCCAGCAGGCCUCCCCCGGCAGCCGCCAUCCAGGAGCAAGCCCUAUGUCUCGUGGCCGUCGUCAGGUGGGUCCGAGCCUGGAGUGCCUGUGCCUCUGAGGAGCAUGUCCGACCCCGACCAGGAUUUUGACAAAGAGCCUGACUCUGAUUCCACCAAACACUCAACUCCAUCCAAUAGCUCCAACCCUAGCGGCCCCCCAAGCCCCAACUCGCCCCAUCGGAGCCAGCUCCCUAUGGAAGGCCUGGACCAGCCAUCCUGUGACGCCUGAGGCCUCCAGCAUAGCACCGUGGGGCCAGGGAGCCCGAAUGGCCCCAGCAUCAGUGCCAAGGCUGAGCUGACGACUCUCCAGUGUUGUCCAAGGAAAUGUAGAAUCAGUUUGUAGAUAGAUAAAAUAAUCUUUAUUAUAAUGACCAGUUUUGUGCCACAUUGUUGGUGGCGAUCGACCAGAUGUGUUCGUCUGCACAGCCGCGAGGCAACACUGUUCCGUUUGCACAUGAAGGACCACCACUCACCCCUCCCCCCAGGACCACCCAGGCCCACAUCCACCGGCUUCCUCAGCAGAUGCUGGGGUAUGGCCUCAAGACCUUCCCUCUCUCCUGAAGAUGUCUCAACCCUACAAAGACUAAAGUGCGCCAUCCCAGUGCCACAGAAGGCAGAGGGUAGUUGGUGGCCUUUUCAUCCACUUAACCCUGACACAGGCAGCUGCUGACCGGCCGCCUGUGUCCUGUGUCCGUCCAUUCUGGGCCACAGCCAUGAGAUGCCCCUCCUGCUGUGAAGGUAGCUGUGCGCUGGCUCCCAGUGUGCCUGCAGCUGCCACAGGCCAGCACACGGUGGGGAAGGCAGGCCCAUGGCCUCCUGAGUUCAGAGGCAGCCGGAGCCUGGGGAGCCAUGCCCCAGGCCCUGUGACAUCCCCUCGCCCUGCAUGGAGCCUGUGUGUCACAGAAUCGCCCAACACUCCUGCACAUCAGCAGCACCAGGCCCGGGAGUGCCACGAGUGUUGAACCUCAUCCCUUCCUGUGUCCUGGGCUGAGUGACCAGGUCAGUGGCCCUGCCCGUGAAGGCUGGCGAUUAACUGUGGCAGCAGACAUGUCCUGUCCUCAUCUUGGACAGGCCUCCCUUCCCCGUUGGCGUGCUUGGUGACACGAUUCAGGGUGAGCACUUGGCCGAGUUGGCACUGAGGGUGGUGGCACAGCAGGCCAAGCCUGCGUGUCACACCCAGCACCUGCUGCCUGCCCCACCCACCCUCCCCGGCUCUGUGCCGGGGCAGGCACCUGCUGGGGGUUCUGGUUUUUACUUUUUUAAUGUAAGUCUGAGUCUUUGUAAUUAUUGAAUUGUGAGAACAAUUUUGAACAAUUUACCUGUCAAUAAAGCAGAAGGCAGCAGUUUUAAAGUU